Molecule: messenger RNA, 486 nt
Organism: Neurospora crassa OR74A
Lineage: Eukaryota; Fungi; Ascomycota; Sordariomycetes; Sordariales; Sordariaceae
Exons: 3
Coding region: 1-486 (161 amino acids)
Source: RefSeq, a predicted model, not a curated record
AUGACGUCAGCAGCACACUCACAUUCACACGAGCUCGACGGCGAUUCAACUUGGCGAACUGGAGAUAAACCGGAGUUACGUGGGGAAAGCCUUCCUACGGCUGCUGCUACGACACCGGUUAAAGAGCUGCCCGCGCAAUACAGCGAGCCCAAGGAACUUGAUUCGAGUGUCAAGCCUGUUGAGUUGCCUGUUGAGUUGCCUGCCGAGGUUCACGAUGAUAAAUGCACAACGAGAGAUUUGUCAAAGGAUGGGGAUGGAGUUGAGCUCAUCGCGGAACUUGUGGAGCUUAUCGUGUGCUUGCAUGAAGCCUACCCUCACAAAAACACCAAAACCUGGCGGUUUGUCACUUGUCAGACACUCCCAGAGUCAUCCUUCAAAACGAUCCGAACUUUUCGGCCCAUGAACAGAUCCAGGAUGAAGGCCAAAACGGCGGCCCAUCUUUGGUUGAAGUUAAAGGAGAAGAGUGCUCUCAACACGAUGGGUUAA